This is a messenger RNA of Fusarium tjaetaba, 987 nucleotides long. Its product is annotated as phytanoyl dioxygenase family. The record is from RefSeq and is a predicted model, not a curated record. The transcript is spliced from 3 exons. Lineage: Eukaryota; Fungi; Ascomycota; Sordariomycetes; Hypocreales; Nectriaceae. Bases 1 to 987 code for a protein of 328 amino acids.
AUGACUCUCCGAACACGCGAAAAUCUGCCUCCAGUUGACCAGUUCAGCUCGGAUCCCUUCAAUACCGACAAGGUUGUCCAGUCGUUAAUUUCGAGUGGUGGUGUUGUUAUCCGCGGCUUGCUUUCUGAAUCAGCUCUAGCAGUCAUCGAGAAAGAUGUGCGUCCCUACUUGGAGGCUGAUAAGCCAUGGCAAGGCGACUUCUUCCCUCCAGAGACACGUCGCGUCUACGGCCUAGCGGGCAAAUCUACCGAAUUUAUGCAUCACAUUGUUGCCGAUCCUCUUUACCAGUCCGUAUGCAACAAGCUGCUUACAUCUAGAUUCAUAUCAUAUCUUGGACAGAAGCUUGAGAUAUCUACAUCAACCCCGCAACUGAACAAUACAAUGGUUUUUUCCAUCGGCCCGGGAGCCAAGAACCAGGAACUCCACCGAGACGACAUGAUUCACCACAAUUACCUGACUGCCAUCAGUCCCAAGGAAUACAAAGUUGGCCGCGACACUGGCAUCGGACUCUUUGUCGCGGGGAAGAAAAGUACCAAGGCGAAUGGGGCAACUCGUUUCAUCCCAGGUAGUCAUCUUUGGGACUCAUUGGAGCCACCAAAUGAGGACCUAGUCUAUUAUGCUGAACUCAACCCUGGUGAUGCUUUUAUAGUGCUAUCCAGCUGCUUUCAUGGAGGUUCGGCCAACACAACCCACAACGAGGAGAGACUGCUAUACAGUUGCUUCAUGACAAAGGGGUUUUUACGACAGGAGGAGAAUCAAUAUCUUGCAAGUCCUUUAGAGAAGAUUCGCGAAUACCCAGAAUAUCUGCAGAAGCUCAUCGGGUAUAACCUCAGUAACCCAUUUCUAGGCUGGCUGGAUUUGGAGGAUCCGCGAAAGGCAUUCUCCACAGCGUUUGUCGAUAAGGAUAAGGGUGGGUACGGCUUCGGACCGAGAUCCGCUCGUGAUAAGCGCGGUGCCCAUCUACCCAGGACUUGGACCCUAAAUUAG